AUGACGUUCAAACUCUCGGACAAAGAGUUCAAUUCUCCCGGGUCUUCGACUGAUACCAAGGACUUUUGUGAGGUUUGUGGAGCUAUUCCGGCUUCGAUGCACUUUGGAACAAAUGCCUGUAGGCCUUGUAAGUUUUUUUUAUUUUAUUUUUUUUAAAUUUUAGGCUUAUUAAAAAAUGGCGGUAAUUUUUUUUGUUUUGUAAAGAAAGUUUUUGCCAUUUUUUGUUUUGUAAAGAAAGUUUUUUGCAAUUUUUUGUUUUGUAAAGAAAGUUCUUGCCAUUUUAACCCCCAAUUACAGGUGCAGCAUUCUUCCGUCGGUCGGUGGUUUUGAAGCGAAAAUACAAAUGUAAAUUCGAUAGUAACUGUGCGGUAAACAAAAGUAAGCUCUUUUUGUACUAUUGUUUACAAUAUAUUGUGGCAGUAAUUGUAAAUUACAUUGGUUUUUAGACGUACGAUCCGUAUGUGCACAUUGUCGUUACAACAAGUGCAUUAGUGCUGGAAUGGACACUCAGAGUAAGUUGGUUUGAAAGCUUAGGUUUAAUAGGCUUAGACUUAGGCUUAGUAGGCUUAGGCUUAUGCUUAGUAGCCUUAGGCUUAGUAGGCUCACGCUUAGUUCUAUCGUUUUCAAUCGCAUUUUAAAAUCUUCCGUACACUGUAUUGUAUUAAAAAAUGGCAUUUUAGGUAUUCGAUACCCAUUCGAUCUAAUAGGGCCAAAAAAGGACCGUAUCGCAACUACCGUAAUCACAAAACAAACAAUGUCAAUAUUAAGUAGUAUAACAGCCGGAUACAAAAAGUUUGUGGAUGAUACAAAAGUGCUUUACUACGCUUGUCAUCCUGAACAUUUGUUUGAUGAAGAUGUCAAGUUCAAAGAGGCUACAGUACUCGAACAUAUGCACUUUGAAAGGGCGUUGUUAGUGUAUAUAUUGAAGAUGUUGAACGAGUUUUUUCAUCCUUUCAACACGAUUGCUAAGCAGGAGCAGGUAGGGGUUUGAAUAUAAAAACUUUUUUUUCGUAAGCUUACUAAGCCCAAACCUACUAUGCCUAAGCCUACUAAGCCUAAGGCUACUAAGCCUAGGCCUACUAAGUCUAAGUCUACUAAGUCUAAAUCUACUGAGCCUAAAUCUACUGAGCCUAAGGCUACUAAGCCUAAGCCUACUAAGCCUAAGCCUACUAAGCCUAAGCCUAUUAAGUCUAAGCCUACUAAGCCUAAGCCUACUAAGCCUAAGCCUACUAAGCUUAAGCUUACUAAGCCCAUGACUAUGUUUACUAAUAGCCUAAUUCUACUAAGCCGACGGAACUUUUGAAAGAAGAUUGUUAGCCCUAGCUCUGGCCUUAGCCCAGAGCCUAAAAAUCAGGUCUGAGAUUCAAAAGCCUAAGCCUAAUAUCUUUCAUUUUCAGAUUAAAAUCUUUGAAGUGUUUCAAUUUCAAUUUUGCAAAGUUUACCAGUGUUACCUAAAUGCCGUAUUUUUUGAAAAUGAUGAUGAAAAGUUGUUUUUACACUAUGGAAGUUACAUUAACAAGGAAGACAUUACACACUUCUUUUCCAUUGACACUGACGUACAAAUGUCUGUAAAGUAAGUGUUUGCCAUUUCUUAUCUUGUAAAGAAAGUUCUUUCCAUUAUUGGUUUUGUAAGGAAAGUUCUUGUCAUCUUUUGUUUUGUAAAGAAAGUUCUUGCCAUUUUAUGUUUUGUAAACAAAGUUCUUGCGUUUUCAGAUCCUUUCGCCCGCUACACAAUAAGAUCUACAGAGUGGCACAAAAGUUUAAAAAACUGAAGAUUGACAUCGUUGAAUGCGCUGCCAUCGCAGGUAUUAUACUGUGGAGGGAAGGUGAGCUGAAAGCCUAUGCAUUUUUUGUGGGGGGAGGGAGGGGUAGGGCACGACAGGCUAGGGUAGGGUACGGCAGGGUAGGGUAGGAUAGGGUAGGGUAGGGUAGGGUAGGGUAGGGUAGGGUAGGGUAGGGUAGGGUAGGGUACGGUAGGGAGGGUACGGUAGGGUAGGGUACAGUAGGGUAGGGUACGGUAGGUUGCUACUUAGCCUAUCCCUACUAAGCCUACUAGAAUAAGCUUACUAUAGGCUCGCUAAGCCUAAGUUAACAAAACCUUAGCCUACUGACUUUAAGCCUAAAGCCUAAGCCUUUUAAAAUAUAAAAAAAUUCAAAAUUCAUUUAAGCCAACUUCCUGUACCCAGACCGUCGCUACGAAGACAUGUUACAGCAAGUCUAUUCUGACUUGGCGGUAUACUGUAACAAAAAGGGUGACCUUUCACGGUACGGUAUGGUGGUGUACAUUUUGAGGGAUUUUGAGGAGUUUGCUCUCGUACUGAAGGAAUCAACGUUUAUGGGCACGUUAUUGAAUGACCACUACUUCUUUGGGCUCAGCAAAGACGUGUUUAAAUAG
Molecule: messenger RNA, 2395 nt
Organism: Bursaphelenchus okinawaensis
Lineage: Eukaryota; Metazoa; Nematoda; Chromadorea; Rhabditida; Aphelenchoididae
Source: the annotation of a GenBank genome assembly